AGAUUUGACAGUGACAGUUCAGUUUAAUUGAUUUUUCCUGUGAAGUUGUAUAUUUUAUAAUUUUAUUUUAUUCAAAAAAUGGAAUAGGAUAUUAUUGCAUUGUUCUUUAUAUUUACAGUGAGCAAUAUGGGUACUACAUCUCCAGAUCCACAACAUAAUAUAAUACACGAAAAUGAAGUAAGUUUGGAAUCUCAACCUCCACCAGUUGUGAUUUCUACAAUAGUUGAAUCUCCAGGUGUAUCAGGUCCUAUCGAAGUCACUCAUCAAGUUUUGGCAACGAGUUCAUCUCUUGAAGAUAUUCCCCCUCCAAAGCCUGAUUAUUAUGCUCCACCACCUUACGAAGUUGCCACUCAAACCUCAAAAUUACCUACCUAUGAAGAAGUGCAACGAGAGAAGAACUUGGAAGAUGAACUACUUGGAUUGCCAGUCGUCAAUGCACCAAAUAUUUCACCACAGUUCAGAGCACAAGGACAAAGAAUUGUAAUAGAUAAUGAGGCUGCUGAAGAUGUUGAUACCAGUCUUUUAGGCACCGACUUUAUGUUCUACAUUGCAUUUUUCGUUGCUUUUAUCUUCAACUGGAUUGGAUUCCUCCUGCUUAUGUGUUUUUGUCACACGAUUGCAUCAAGAUAUGGGGCUUUAUCAGGUUUUGGUUUGUCCCUUGCCAAAUGGACAUUUAUAGUGCAGCAUUCCACAGAGUUGGCUUCAAAGGACAACAGUUGGUUGUGGUGGUUAAUAAUGACUUUUGGAUUGAUAAUCUGUAUAAGGGCUAUUCUGCAAUAUUUAAGCAUCAAAAGAGGUUGGCACAUGCUCUCUGCUAGUCAUCAAGAAAGACUCUUAUUUUUCUAUUAGAUAUUAGGCUUUACAAAGUUUUAGAUAUUGUUAUUGUGAUUUUAUGUAUUUCCUUAUAUUACAUUAGAUGUAUAAUUAUAUCAUAAUCAUUCCUGUUUAAAUAAAAAUUAAUUAACAUUGUCA
Molecule: messenger RNA, 972 nt
Organism: Sitophilus oryzae (rice weevil)
Lineage: Eukaryota; Metazoa; Arthropoda; Insecta; Coleoptera; Curculionidae
Gene: Ndfip
Product: NEDD4 family-interacting protein 2
Exons: 6
Coding region: 127-849 (240 amino acids)
Biological process (GO): positive regulation of protein ubiquitination; vacuolar transport; ubiquitin-dependent protein catabolic process
Cellular component (GO): endoplasmic reticulum; Golgi apparatus; perinuclear region of cytoplasm
Molecular function (GO): WW domain binding
Source: RefSeq, a predicted model, not a curated record